Messenger RNA from Paramecium tetraurelia, 405 nucleotides. RefSeq lists its product as uncharacterized. The transcript has 2 exons. The record is from RefSeq and is a predicted model, not a curated record. NCBI's taxonomy places the organism in Eukaryota, Ciliophora, Oligohymenophorea, Peniculida, Parameciidae.
AUGCUCAUUAAGAACAAUAAGAAAUGGAAGAUGGAAUCAACGCACUUUUUUGCGGGGUUCAUUGCUGGAGGUUUAAGUUUCGUGACUCAAGAAGAAAAUGUCAAAUACUAAUUCAGGGUACACUUAUUUGGUAGAGCUGUUGAUUGCAUAUAUAAAACUUAAGUUUAGAAGUCGAUUCAAACAAAGAAAAAUUAUACCUGUUUUAGUUUUUGCUCUCAUGUCCAACUUAAUUUCAUUAGUAUUCUCUUUUAACCUCAGAUCCUACCAUUAGACACAUAUAAAAUGUAUUAAAGCUUCCCAGGAGAUGAAAUGAAUGACUCAUUAUGGCAUAUGUGCACUGUUUAAGUUUGGAGAAAGAAAUUAAUGCAGCUUGCUGAAAGUUAUUUCAUUAUGGUUAAACUUUGA